AUGUGUUACUGUUGAUAAUUAAGAGAAGGCUUAGGAGGAGCAGCUGGAGCCAGAGAGGUUGCCGUGACAAUGGAUUCGAUCACCCCGGCCCUUUCAGAAAUCAGAGGGAGGACCUCGGAUGCCAGGACUCUGUGGGUAACUUCCAGCAGCCUGGACAGAGAGAAAGACCAGAACAGCGCCAUCUUUUCUGGGUUUGCAGGAUUCCUUGCCAUCCUCCUGACCACUGUGAUUUUCUACAGCCUGUGGAACUGGAAUAAAUGGAAGAAGCACCGACAAGUUCCUCACUUCCGAGUUACCGUCAUGCCCUUACUCUCUCUGUCUCGACCCAGACAAGGAACCAAAAAUAUUUAUGACUCCUUGCCCCAGAGGCAAGAAGACCUGGGGAGACGUCAGUCGAGGAGUAACCGUAUUUUCAGCACCGAGAGCCUCCUCUCCAGAAAUUCUGAUAGACCUCCUUCGGAGCCUGUGCCCUCCCAAGCAGCCAAUGCCCUCUGGCUGCACAGUGACCAUAAUCCUGCCAACAGCUAUGCAGUGGGCAUCUAUUACAAUGCCACGGGGCUCCAGAUGUGUGGGGACCUCACUCCCUCAGCAAACUAUGUCAAUGUCAAAGCAGCCCGAGACUGCCUGAGCAUUUCUUCAGAGGAUUCGAGAGAUUACAUCAAUGUCCCCACAGCAGAGGAGAUUGCUGAGUCUCUAGCUUCUACCAAUAGCACCCCCGUGAACCUCUUUGCCCUCCCACAUGCCCAGGAGCUGGAGUUUACUGAGGAAAAAGACAAGGGCUGUGGGAAUGCCAGUGACCGCACCUGUUUUUGGUCUCCAAGAUCUGAGAGCGAUGAUCCACUCAGCGAUGAGGAUGGUUCUUCUGAGACCUCAAAUGACUACGUCAAUAUGGCAGGGUUGAAUCUGGAGACCCUCCAGGGGAAGCAGCCCCGGAUGGCUUUCCAGUGCUACAGAGAUUAUGAAAAUGUCCCAUCAGCACCUACCAUUGGAAACCAACAGCAGGUGGAGGAAGAAGUGACCUCCUCAAACACGGACCAUGUGGAAGGCUGGACGGAUGGUCCAGGUACCCACAUCCAAUCUGUCAUGCAGUCAGGGACAUUCCUGGCUCUAGGGGAACAUGUGACCUGUCAGCCAUCUGCACAGAGUGAGACUAGUCAGAUAAAACAUGGAGAAGAAAUGUCAAAUGACAUUUCUAGCGACUAUGAGAAUGUGCCAGCUGCCAAGUCAGGAGACAGGGACUCCAAGCAGGGGCCAGACACAUAGCUCCUUCCUGAUGAAUUGGGACCCAGGCAUCCAGAUGGAGAGCUCUGUGGAGUAGUCUAUUCUGCCGGAUCCAUGGCCACUAUAGGGUCUGAUGAAGACCACUGACCGUCCUUGUAUUUCAGUGGGUUCGUUCAAGUAGACUACAAAGAGGCUGAGAUACACAGAAGUCAAGGAACUCACAAAAGCCAACUUCUGAGAAAGCCAGAAAGGAAUUCUUCUCAAGCAUGGUGCUGUUCUCUCUCAUACCAACCUAAGAAUGUUUGCUGAAACUGCCUUAUAGGACGGUUGGUAGAUUAAAAAUUCGAUAGUUCUUUCGUGCACAGUGGAAACAUGGGGAGUCUAAAAUCAUUACCUUUGCGAAUACCAGCAGGAUGCAAAGCGAGAAUACAGAUUAGUUUGUAAUCCAGGCAGAGGCCAAAAAGAAGAAAGAAGUUGGAGUUGGGGUGGUGCAGCAGUUUCCAGUUGAAAAAGAGUGUGGACAACCAAAUGCUGGAGAAGAUGUGGGACAGCAGAACGGUCAUUCAUUGCAAAGCACAAUAUCCACUUUGGAAAAGUGUUUGGCAGUUUCUUAUGAACAUACAUUUACUAUACAGCCCAGCCAUUCCACUCCCGGGUGUUUAUCCAAGAGAAUUGAAAACUUGUGUUCAUACAAAAGCCCAUAUAUGCUAUUUAUAGCAGCUUUAUUCACAAUUGCCAAAACUAGAAAUAACCCAGAUGUCCUUCAACAGAUAAAUGGACAAACAAACUGUGGUAUGUCCAUGUAAUAAGGUUAUCUACACUCAGCAGUAAAAAGGAAUGAACUAUUGGUUCGUGCAACAACCUAGACAAAUCUUAAAAGCACUUUGCUAAGUGAUAGAAGCUAGACCUAAAAAUCUACAUAUUGUAUGAUUCCAUUUAUAUGACCUUCUGGAAAAGACAAAACUAUAGGGAUGGAAAACAGAUCAGUGGUUGCCAGGUUUAGGGAAAGGAAGUUUAUACAAAGGAAUUUUUAGGUUAAUGGGGCUCCUCUGUAUUGGUAUUGUGGUGGUGGAUACAGGACUCUGAAUUUGUCAAAACACAAAAAACUAUAUAGCACAACCAGUGACUUUUAUUGUAUGUAAAUUUUUUAAAUUAACCAUGCUGUCAGGGGAAGCCAGGAUGGAAUGCAGAUUAAGACAAAUAAACCUAACUAUAUUAUAGAUAUAUGAUAUAGCCUCACUGAAGGGGUGAGGGGAAAAGGAGCUGGCCUAAUUAACUUUAGAAAACAAUGUUUUCACUGAAGACUAUAAGAAAGACAAAAACUACAUAAACACUGUACUCUAGUUGGUAAAUUCGUAUCUCAGAGGAAUAUAGGUUAGCAAUUCUGAAAGUACUUUAAAUGUAGCUUGAACAAAUAAGUCAAUGUAGAUAAGGAGGGACAGGUUUCUCAUUAUCAGAAAGGCUACAAUGAAUUCUGUGGUGCUGGAUUAGAUUUGGAGGUAUAGUUUGAACUCUUGUUUAUUUAAAUAUAUAUAUGAGUAGA
Molecule: messenger RNA, 2764 nt
Organism: Leptonychotes weddellii (Weddell seal)
Lineage: Eukaryota; Metazoa; Chordata; Mammalia; Carnivora; Phocidae
Gene: LAX1
Product: lymphocyte transmembrane adaptor 1
Biological process (GO): lymphocyte activation; negative regulation of T cell activation; antigen receptor-mediated signaling pathway
Cellular component (GO): plasma membrane
Source: RefSeq, a predicted model, not a curated record